Molecule: messenger RNA, 1923 nt
Organism: Coniosporium apollinis CBS 100218
Lineage: Eukaryota; Fungi; Ascomycota; Dothideomycetes
Product: TTK protein kinase
Exons: 2
Coding region: 1-1923 (640 amino acids)
Biological process (GO): peptidyl-serine phosphorylation; chromosome segregation; mitotic spindle assembly checkpoint signaling
Cellular component (GO): nucleus; spindle; kinetochore
Molecular function (GO): ATP binding; protein serine/threonine kinase activity; protein serine/threonine/tyrosine kinase activity
Source: RefSeq, a predicted model, not a curated record
AUGGCAGCGGCCUCACCAACACCACUUCCGAUGGCGUCGCACGGCUAUGGCAGACCUGCCAGACAGCCCUCUACCCGCCACGUCCGCCGCGACUCCCCGCUAUCCGUCCUCGGCCAGAGUCACGGCUUCUCUUCCAAUGCGCCCAUGAUGCAGCGCAUCGACAUUGGCGACUCUUCCGACGACGAAAUGCCCCAGCCCAUGAAGCUGUCUGCGUACACCGAAGGCCUUCUCGCGGCGAACAAGCUGCACUCUCCGGAAAGAAUCCAGCGGCAGCCCAAGCUACGCAUAUCCAGAAAUACAUCAUCGCAGUCCAACACACCCAAACCCGACGUCACCCCUGCGGCGCCGUCGAUACGGGUAAAAAGAGUGCCUCUCCGUGGGGCACCUGUGCGCUUUCGUCGCACACCGGACUCACAGCAGGAUCAACCUUCGAGCCAGGAGCAGGAGUAUAUAUACGGCGCGGUCUCAAAGCCAGCCUCCGCGUCGCGAGAUCAAGAGAAUAUGUACGGCUCAGUCAUGAAGCCCGCGAUAGCACCACGCGAUCAAGAGAACAUCUACGGAACUGUGUCGAAGCCCCCGCCCACGUCCCGCGACCAUCACGACCUGUCCGGUUCCACCAUGAAGCCUGCGCCGGAGUCGAUCAUCCAUCCAGACCCGGCAUCCCUCAUGAAAGCCGAGCUGCCCGUGCGACCCUCCCUCCAUCGCUCCGAGAAACCGAUACCCCUCGCGCCCAUCAGCGCAAACACCCCCCGCCGCCCCGCUCCCCCGCCACCCCCGAAGAUGAGCGUGCUCUCAACAGCCACGACAGCAGCAGGCGCGUCAACAACGAAGAAGAGAGCAGGCCGAGGUCGCGUCAGGGUCAACGGCAUCGAGUACAGCCAGAUGGGCAAGAUCGGCAAGGGCGGAAGUUCAGACGUCUACCGGGUGAUGGCUGAGAGCGGGAAGAUGUUUGCGCUGAAAAGAGUUGCGCUCGAAGACGCAGACGAGGCGGCUGUGCGGGGCUACAAGGGGGAGAUUGAGCUGCUGCGGAAGCUGGAGAACGUGGAGAGGGUGGUGCGGCUGUUUGAUUAUGAGGUCAAUGAGGAGAAGCAGGUGCUCUAUGUGCUAAUGGACAUGGGUGAAUCCGACCUCGCAAAAAUCCUCAAGUCCAAACUCGACCCCGACAUCAGCGCCGAGCCCCCCCGCCUCGACCUCCCCUUCACGCGCUACUACUGGAAAGAGAUGCUCGAAUGCGUCUCCGCCGUGCACAGCCACGACAUCGUGCACUCGGACCUGAAACCCGCAAACUUUCUGCUCGUCUCCGGCCGCCUGCAGCUCAUCGACUUUGGCAUCGCCAACGCCAUCGACGUCGAGAAUACGGUGAACGUGCACAGGGAUUCCCAUGUCGGCACGCCGAACUACAUGUCCCCGGAGAGCUUGUCGGACACGAAUGCGGCGGCGAGAGCGGAGGGAGGGGGUGCCGGUCUAGGCAAGAUGAUGAAGCUGGGCAAGAAAAGCGAUGUUUGGAGCCUGGGAUGUAUUCUGUAUCAGAUGGUGUACGGGCGUCCGCCGUUUGCGCACAUUGCCAAUCAGCUUACCCGAGUCAUGGCGAUUGUCAACCCGGCUGUCUCCAUCGAGUUCCCCACCCACGGCGUGGGCGGGGUGAGGGUGCCGCCGGAACUGCUCUUCACGCUCAGGGGCUGUCUGCAGCGCGAUCCCACCAAAAGACCGAGCGUGGAGGAUCUGCUAGCCGAGAGGAACGGCUGGUUGUACCCGGAGUGCGAUCUCAGGAUCAGCCAGCCGAUCCUAGAGAACGUGAUUAACAGGGUCGUGGAGCGGUUCAGGGAUGAGCAGAGGAAGCCGCCGAGUGACGAUGAGAUCAAGUCGUAUGCGAGCAGCUUUUACGUCAAGAUCAGGGAGAUGAUCGAAGAUGGGAGGGCGUGA